AUGGCGUUCUUGUACCGCCUCUCCAGCGCAGCCAACUGGAUCGAUGAGUGCGCGGACGAUAAUUACCCGUGGCCUGCGACCACCAUGGUCGCGAAGACUCCCAGCUGGCCGUUCGGAGAUGUUCGCUCGGCCCGUUCAGACUUGAUCGGUCAGCCCUGGUGCUAUCGCAGAUCAAUGGCUCCCAAGGUGAACCAGUGCUGGGAAUGCUGGCACAACCCCGCGCAUUCUUUCGCGCACGCGGCUUGCGCACACGUGGCCAAGGCGGGUGCUGCUCCUGGAUCGAGCGGCGACGCGAGUGCGCCGAGUGGCGCGGCUGCGCCCGCGGGCGCCGCGCCCGCCGUGCAGCCCCCGAUAGUCGGCUGCCACGGUGCGCUCUCGGAAGGUGACCAUCGGGAGCAGGUGGCGAUCUUCCGCAGCCUCGCCAAGACCCACCACGGCGCGCACGAGGACCUGGUCACUCCGCCGCGGAAGACCAGGAGGACGGGUCUGGCCUGCGGCGGGCCGCUCUCCCCCGUGGACAUCCAGGAGCAGCAGGCGAUUUUCGCAUCCAUUGUGGCGCAGGCGCACGGCGAGACCAUCGAGGUGGCCGACGACAGCGUCGACUUGGAAGCCGAAUUGGAGACGCUCCUCGAUGGCGUCGAGGCGGAACGCGUUGGCGGCGCGAGCGAGCUUCCAGGUGACCUUACGGACUGGUCCAGCGGCAGCUGGCCUGGCGAGCGACGCGAGAACGCACAGGCGAAAUGUGCGCAGCGACGCAUAUUGCUUAUGACGACCAAAGCGAGCUGA
Prorocentrum cordatum is the source of this 786-nucleotide messenger RNA. The record is from the annotation of a GenBank genome assembly. Lineage: Eukaryota; Dinophyceae; Prorocentrales; Prorocentraceae.